Molecule: messenger RNA, 2925 nt
Organism: Topomyia yanbarensis
Lineage: Eukaryota; Metazoa; Arthropoda; Insecta; Diptera; Culicidae
Exons: 3
Coding region: 1-2925 (974 amino acids)
Molecular function (GO): zinc ion binding; nucleic acid binding
Source: RefSeq, a predicted model, not a curated record
AUGGAUGGCUUGGCAGGAUCAGGGGUUCCAAAAUUCGAUCCCAGUGACACAUCUACCGUGUCAAGUCGCUGGAAGAAAUGGAAGCGGUCGUUUGAAAUCUUUCUCGAAGUCAAUAAUGUUACUGUCGCAGCCAGAAAAAGGUCGUACUUACUGCACUACGCAGGAACUGAAGUGCAGGACAUUUACUUCAAUCUAAAAGGAGAUGCAGAUUUAGUAGUUCCAGAUGGGUCCGAUGUUUACAAAGCGGCAGUGAAGCUAUUGGAUGAUUACUUUUUACCAUUGAAAUGUUUGCCUCGCGAACGGCACAUUUUCAGAAAUUUGGAACAAGCACCAGACGAGUCUAUUGAAAAAUUUACUCUACGCUUGCAAGAGCAGGGUCAACUUUGCGAAUAUGGCGAGUGGCUAGAAGUAGCCAUCCAGGAACAGAUAUUUGAAAAAGGUUUUUCAGACGAGAUGCGGGCCAAAAUCUUGACUAAAGGCGACAUGACUCUAGCACAGACGGUGGAGUUAGGCCGUUCACUAGAAACUAUUGCGAAACACAAGAAGAAUCUUCAGAAAUGCGAGGAAGUCCGUCGAGUUUCCACCAGUGCACGCGGAGAGUGCUUUCGUUGCGGCAGAAGUGGCCACUACGCCAACGACGAAGAUUGUCCUGCCAGAGACAAGAGAUGUGAAAAGUGUCAUCUAGUGGGACAUUUCAAAAGGUGUUGUAAAACCAAACCGAAGGAACAUGCUGCGCGAAAAGGCUCACGACUGUUACAGCAGCCGAAAGGUAAAGUUAGACAAAUCAACAGUGAUGAUUCUACCUGCGACGAACUUGCGGAAGGUUCUAAUGACGAUGAUGGUGAAAGCAUAAAUUAUAUCUUUGCUACUAACCCCGAUACAAACGAUACAGUAACUUGUAAAGUUAGGUGUGUGAAACUGGAUUGGCUUGUGGAUUCGGGAGCCAGCGUGAAUGUAAUAAGUGAAGCAGCAUGGGAAUAUUUAAAAUCGCAUAAGGUUAAGGUCGAACGACAGACCCGUCAGGUAUCGAAGAAGCUUUUGACGUAUGGUAACCAUUGUUUGACGGUGAAAGGUAUGUUUACCGCCACGAUAUCGACCAAGGAAACAUUAAUCAAUGAUCAAGUAUACGUAGUCAAGGAAAAUGGUGCGAACUUGCUGGGACGCAAGGCAGCAACUGGACUGAAUAUCUUGAAGAUCGACACGUCGAUUUGUUCUAUUCGACAUCAUGAAGCGGCGAUUGGGAAGGUGAAAGGGGUAUUGGUUGCCAUCGAAAUUGAUCCAAAGAUAAAUCCGAUUCAGCAUACGCAAUGCAGAAUUCCAAUACCACUUCAAUCAAAAGUAGAACAAGAGAUACAAAAACUGCUGCGCCAAGACAUAAUUGAACCUGCUCCACUUGACUCGCCAUGGAUCUCAAGACUUGUUGUUAGACCGAAGGCAGGUAACAAAGACGAAGUGAGGCUUUGUGUGGAUAUGCGGGAUGCAAAUAGGGCGAUCGUACCUCAGCAUCAUCCGUUGCCGAUAUUCGACAAUAUAAUUCCGCAUCUGAACAACUGCAAAAUCUUUUCAAAGAUUGACCUCAACAAAGCAUUCCACCAGGUCGAGAUGACAGAAAGCUCCAGAGCAAUAACGACCUUCGCGACUCAUAAUGGUUAUUUCCGUUACAAGCGCUUGAAUUUUGGCAUGUGUUGCGCAUCGGAAAUUUUCCAAAGUGUAAUCGACCGAAUUUUGAUUGGAAUUCCCAGAGUGAAAGUAUUUAUUGAUGAUAUCUUAAUUUUUGGAUCUACUAUGAAAGAACAUGAUCGAACACUGACCGCAGUACUGAAUCGGUUGAAGGAAAAUGGAUUGACUAUCAAUGAAAGCAAGUGCAAAUAUAGACGGGAUCAAGUCAAAUUUAUGGGGCACCAACUGACUGCCGAAGGAAUCAGUCCAGCCGACGAUAAGCUGCUACACAACAAUGUUCGUUUCAACUGGAAACCGAAUCACUCUGCUGCUUUUGAACGAAUUAAAAGAGAACUGGCCGAUCCUCGCAAUCUGGGGUAUUAUUCGCCAGAUGACGAAACAAUUUUAAUAACGGACGCCAGUCCAGUUGGACUCGGUGCAGUACUGCUGCAGGAACGUGCAGGAAAGAAACGAGUGAUAUGCUACAUUAGUAAAGGUUUGUCCACUGCGGAAAAAGCGUACGCUCAAAAUGAACGAGAGGCGCUGGCACUAGUGUGGGCUACAGAGAAACUGGAAGCAUAUUUGAGAGGGUUGGAAUUUUUGUUAGUCACCGAUCACGAGCCUCUAAAAGUCAUAUUUGGAUCAAAACGAAAGCAAUGUUCGCGCAUAGAGCGGUGGGCAUUGAGAUUGCAGUCGUUCAGGUACAAGAUUGUCCACGUUUCCGGAAAAGCAAACAUCGCAAAUCCAUUAUCACGAUUGCUGAGCUUUAUGGAGUGCACCACCUACGAUACGUAUGGGGAAGAAAUGCUGCUUCUUGUCCGCGAUGCUGCGAAACCUACUGCACUCGACAUGCCGGAAUUGCUGGAACACACUCUGAAUGAUACAGAAUUGGCAUCGAUAAAGGAAGCAUUGAACAUCGGUCGUUGGAGCGAAAAAUUGAAGGCUUAUCUUCCAUUCAAAGAUGAGCUUACGGUAGUUGGUGACAUCAUUAUGAGAGGUGAAAGAAUUGUCAUUCCGAUAAGUUUGCGUCAACGUGUAUUGAAGCUGGCGCACAUUGGCCAUCCUGGCAUUGAAAGGACGAAACAGCGGUUGCGAGCCAAGGUCUGGUGGCCACACAUCGACAAAGAUACAGAAAAAUCAGUUAAAACUUGCCUUGAUUGCCAAGUGAGGUCAACGGCACUGACUGGAAGGACGAUCUACAAGAAGCAAACUAUGUCUAUUCAAUCAUACAACAUCCAGCUACUGGUCGUACCCCAGCUGAAUUAG